Messenger RNA from Talaromyces proteolyticus, 1353 nucleotides. RefSeq names its product 1,3-beta-glucanosyltransferase Gel1. NCBI's taxonomy places the organism in Eukaryota, Fungi, Ascomycota, Eurotiomycetes, Eurotiales, Trichocomaceae. The record is from RefSeq and is a predicted model, not a curated record. Gene Ontology annotation, molecular function: 1,3-beta-glucanosyltransferase activity. The transcript has 2 exons. Gene Ontology annotation, biological process: fungal-type cell wall (1->3)-beta-D-glucan biosynthetic process. The coding region runs from base 1 to 1353 and encodes 450 amino acids. Gene Ontology annotation, cellular component: fungal-type cell wall; cytoplasm.
AUGAAAGCUAUUCUCGCCUCGCUGGCUGCCGCCUCCCUGGCUGCAGCUGCACCCCAGCAUCUGCAGGCCCGUGACAGCCCUGUUCCCAUAACCACCAAGGGAAACGCCUUCUUCCAGGGCGACAACCGUUUCUACAUUCGCGGCGUCGACUAUCAGCCCGGCGGCUCAUCCAAGCUCGUCGACCCGCUGGCCGAUGCGUCCACCUGCAAACGAGACAUUCAGAAGUUCACCGACCUGGGCCUCAACACCGUCCGUGUCUACUCAGUCGACAACUCUGCCGACCAUGAUGACUGCAUGAACGCCCUGGCCGAUGCCAACAUCUACGUAGUCCUCGAUGUCAACACUCCCAAGUACUCCUUGAACCGUGCGGACCCCGAGACCUCCUACAACGACGUCUACUUGCAGAAUGUCUUUGCCACCGUCGAAAUGUUUGCCAAGUACCCCAACACGCUUGCCUUCUUUUCAGGCAAUGAAGUAAUCAACGAUGGUCCCUCAUCCAAAGCCGCACCGUAUGUGAAGGCUGUCACUCGUGAUAUCCGCCAGUUCCUCCGCCUUCGUAACCUGCGUUCUGUUCCUGUUGGAUACUCUGCUGCUGAUGUUGACACCAACCGUCUGCAAAUGGCCGAAUAUAUGAACUGCGGUACCGACGACGAACGCAGCGACUUCUUCGCCUUUAACGACUAUUCCUGGUGCGAUCCUUCCUCGUUCACCAUUUCUGGCUGGGACCAGAAGGUGAAGAAUUUUACCGGCUACGGUCUUCCUCUGUUCCUGUCUGAAUAUGGCUGCAAUACCAACAAGCGUCAAUUCCAAGAAGUCAGCUCUCUGUACAGCACCCAGAUGACCGCUGUCUACUCUGGUGGCCUCGUCUACGAGUACUCCGAAGAAGGCAGCAACUAUGGCCUGGUAAACAUUGACGGCGACUCCGUCACUGAAAAGGACGACUACACGGAGUUGAAGAACGCUCUGGAGAAGACACCCCCACCCAAGGGUGAUGGUGGCUACAACUCUACCGGUGGUGCCAGUGGCUGCCCUGCUUCCGACCCACCCAACUGGGAUGUCUCCAACGAUGCUCUCCCAGCUAUCCCAGCCCCUGCCAAGAAAUUCAUGUCCGAAGGUGCCGGCAAGGGCCCUGGUUUCGUCGGCUCGGGCAGUCAAAACAAGGGUACUGCCUCCUCUUCCACAGCCACUCCUGGAUCGGGCUCUGCCACAGGAGCAGCUGCUACCUCGACCUCGACUAGCUCCAAGGGAGCGGCUGCCGGACUUCGUGCUCCAGAAAUGACCUUUGCGCCGUUGUUUUGCAGUGUCAUUGUGGCACUGUCUACUCUGUUUGGUGCGUCAUUUGUCUUUUUGUAA